Drosophila guanche is the source of this 682-nucleotide messenger RNA. It is a transcript of the gene Mesh1, whose product is annotated as guanosine-3',5'-bis(diphosphate) 3'-pyrophosphohydrolase MESH1. NCBI's taxonomy places the organism in Eukaryota, Metazoa, Arthropoda, Insecta, Diptera, Drosophilidae. Gene Ontology annotation, molecular function: guanosine-3',5'-bis(diphosphate) 3'-diphosphatase activity. The record is from RefSeq and is a predicted model, not a curated record. The transcript has 3 exons. Bases 119 to 658 code for a protein of 179 amino acids.
AAACAUAAGUAAUAAUUUACAUUUGCAAUUUAGGGUCCAAGCAUACAAACAUUGCUCCACAUAAAAACAGGACAAAAACAGAUGAAACCCGUACACCAAUUUGUUUAUAAUUUAAAAAAUGACACCGCAUCCAUCCAGUAGGUUUAUGGAAUGUCUGCAGUAUGCAGCACACAAACACCGGGACCAGCGGCGCAAGGAUCCAGCACAAACGCCAUACGUAAAUCAUGUGAUAAAUGUGAGCACAAUUCUGGCUGUAGAGGCUUGCAUUGAGGAUGAAGCAGUUCUAAUGGCUGCAAUACUGCACGAUGUGGUCGAGGACACGGACGCCACGUUUGCAGACUUGGAGGCGUUGUUCGGUGCCGAUGUCUGUGGUCUGGUACGGGAGGUGACCGACGACAAAUCGCUGGAUAAGCAGGAACGCAAGCGUUUGCAAAUUGCCAAUGCGGCCAAGACGAGCCCCAGGGCUAAGCUGAUUAAGCUGGCUGAUAAGUUGGAUAAUCUAAGGGACUUGCUGGUCAACACGCCGCAGGGAUGGACGGAGGAACGACGGGAGCUGUACUUCGUUUGGGCCAAGCAGGUGGUGGAUAAUCUGCGCGGCACCAAUACCAACCUGGAACUUAAGCUGGACGAGAUCUUCAGACAGCGUGGACUGUUGUAAAUAUAAAUCAAUUGAAUUUAUUAA